Messenger RNA from Paramuricea clavata, 4369 nucleotides. Lineage: Eukaryota; Metazoa; Cnidaria; Anthozoa; Malacalcyonacea; Plexauridae. The record is from the annotation of a GenBank genome assembly.
AUGGCGAAGAGACACAAAGAAAACCAGUCUUAUUUCGGCCCCAUUGCCCUUCCAAACAAAUUGCCAGAGUUCUUCGAUGAGAAGGAAAACAAGGAUUAUGAGCAACCCAUAAAGGAGGAAAAACGCCAAGUUUUUCGUGGACAUAAAAGAGUUUUGGAGAAAGUUAAACAGAUAAGACAGAGUAGGUUUAAAAGUUUAUUUAUGGUACAUUUAAUUUCUUUGGUAAGUGGCAUAGUGCUUUAAUUGUUGUCUUCUUUGUCUUAUCAACCUCACUCAAUGCCUACUAUUUUUGGCCACCUGCAAAGGGCCUAAUUAAUACACAAUACAAAUUUUCACAAUAAAUUAGCUUUGUAAUAUAAUGAAAAUUGACUAUGGUCUAUGAUUUAGUUCUGCUAUUUGAAUUUUGAAAAAGAUGAAAGUCUGUAAAUUAUGUAUUCCCUUACCAAACUGACAUAUAUGUAAAAUGUCUGCAAGUAUCUGUCACAUAUCUGUUGCAGUACUGUAGCAUAACUGCAACAAGGUCUGCAAUAUCUGCAAAAUACCUGCAUAAAAGUUGCAGAUAUUUUGCAGAUAUGUUGAUUAUCUGUUAACAUAUCUGCAAAAUAUCUGCAUAAAAGUUGCAGAUAUUUGCAGAUAUAUGUAGAUAUGCCAAUUGUUUGUCAAUAUAGUUAUACAGUAUCUGUAACUACACAGCAAAAAAUAAUUUCUUAUUGAGAAAACAAUUCUUACUUCAAGAAAUAUUUGUUGAAAUCAGAAACUAAUUUUCUUAAUUAGAAAACGGAUUUUCAAAAUGAGAAGUACUUGAUUUGCAAGGCAUUUUUUUCUUGAAAUAAGGAAAAUUCUCUUAACAUAUCUUAAAUUACAUUUGUUUUCUUGAAAUAUGAAUGUUUUCUUACGAUUUUGUCAUCUUCAUAUCAAAUCAUUUUCUUAAAGGACAUUGGCAACCAAAAUUUUUAUUGCUUCACUGAAAAAGCAUGAAAAAAUAAGCCGGUUGGCCAUUUAAUGCUCUAUUCUAUCUCAUCUAGAUAAAUAAUGCUGAUAAUCUAGAUAAAUUGCUGAUUCAGCACAACGUGUGACAUCAUUAGUUGGGUAAGUAUGUAUAUUGGAAUUGUAACUAAAGCAUAGCUAAGUUAUUAUUGGCUCAAAUCAAAUGAAAUUUUGCAUACAGAUAGAACAUGAUGAGACGCAUGGGAAAAUACUUCUAAUUUUGUUGUGAAGGCAACACAAUCGUUCCCAGGCCCCUUACACUGAUUUUGAAUAACUAGUUGCAUUUAUCUAUGUGUAUGUCAUUUUCGAAUUAUUAUCAUGCAAGUAAACUUUUGGCAUGCAUAGGUAUGGUACACAUACUUCUGAUAUUAUUUUAACCUUAUCAGUACCACAAAUAAAACUGUUUUAUAAAAUUGGCGCAAGGGGCCUGGGACCGACAUUGUUACCUUGGCAACAAAAUUAGAAGCGUUUUUCAAUGCAUCUCAUGUACAAUCAAGUAUGCAAAAUUUAAUUUGGGCCCAUAAUAACUGAGCUAUGCUUCAGUUUACUAUUCAAUAAACAUACUUACCCAACUAAUAACGUCACAUGUUGUGCUGAAUCAGCAAUUUAUAGAUAAGAUAGAAUAGAGCAUUAAAUGGCUAACCGGCUUAUUUUUCAUGCUCUUUCAGAUGAAGCAAUAAAAAUUUUGGUUGCCAAUGUUUACAGUCAAAUCCGGUUCGCCUUUGACCUCAACAUUGCUAUAAUGAUAUACAAUUUUGCAAUUUUUAUUGACAUUUGUGUCGUGCAAUUUCCAACUGUCGAGGUAAAUUGCUAUUUGCUAAUUGCAAAUUUGCCGCAAUUUUCAUCUCACUCCAAGAGCAGACGGACAACAAGUCAACACAAUGUUUCAACUUUUAGUCCAUUGUUUAGGGGAUAGAUACGCGAGUGUUUUUCUUGAAAAACCUAUUAAAGAAUACAGAUUACUUGUCGAACGUAUUAUCGAGUAUUAAAUCUGCAAUACCUUGUUUUAAUAAAUUGCUAAUAAUGCACGACGACGAAAUUCGAAUUGCAUAUAAAGAUGUUCAUUCAGGAUGUUUCAUAAAUAUUCAUGCAAAUGUUGAUGAACAAUUUCACUUAACAGAUACUUUCAACAAUGUUGUUGCAGUUGGAGCAUACGAUAGAAUUACAGGUAAAAUAAGACGUGCAAACGGGGGCGUAACAAGGAUUGUUAUUGCGUAUGUUUUCUUUCCACCCUUGAACUUCGGACACAUCUGCUGUAAAAUUAAUUAAGUUGUUUGGGAAGGGCAGACGUACUUGUACUUGUAUAUCAUCAUUUUCCGUGAAAGCGGCAAUCGGUCUCACCUUGUUAUUUGCACUCGAAGAAGACGUACUAGGUUCCUUGAGAUCGUCGCGAAUUAACGAUUUCUUUCAAAUAGGUAACGGUGAAUCACUUCUACAAACUUUCAAAUUAAUUCUAUCGUAUGCUCCAACUGUAACAACAUUGUUGAAAGUAAUCUGUUAGGUGAAAUUGUUCAUCAACAUUUGCAUGAAUGUUUAUGAAACAUCCUGAAUGAACAUCUUUAUAUGCAAUUCGAAUUUCGUCAUCGUGCAAUUCGUUAAAACAAGGUAUUGCAGAUUUAAUACGUUCUACAAGUAAUCUGUGUUUUUUAGUAGGUUUUUCAAGAAAAACACUCGCGUAUCUAUCUCCUAAAUAAUUGACUAAAAGUUGAAACAUUGUGUUGACUUGUUGUCCGUCUUCUCUUGGAGUGAGAUGAAAAUUGCGGCAAAUUUGCAAUUAGCAAUUUACCUCGACAGUUGGAAAUUGCACGACACAAAUGUCAAUCAAAAUUGCAAAAUUGUAUAUCAUUAUAGCAAUGUUGAGGUCAAAGGCGAACCGGAUUUGACUGUAAGAAAAUUUUUAAAACAAGAAAUCAAAUUCUCAACAUAAGAAAUAAUGGUUAAUGAUAAAUUAUUUUUUCUUAAAUUUUCUCGAAGAACGAAAAUAAAUUUGUUAAAAUUUAAAUAUAACAUCUUUUGCAAUUUUUGCAUAUUUUUUCCAAAAUGAUAUAUUUUCCUCAAUACUGGUAUUCUUUUAACAAGAUGUCAAAUGUCAUCCUGGAUUUAGUUUCUAUAUGGGUUAGUAUAUUCACAUUACUAUAAUUGGCUUUUUUCAAAAGAGAUCACAGUGCAUAUUCUGGGGUCGUUUGGAGGGACAAAAUAUAUGGAGACAGGCAUCAAAUAUGUGAAAGAGUAGAAGUAUCUACUAUCAAAUAUCAACUUUUUACAUGACCAAAAAUGAAAUAUCUUUUUAUAUUAAACUUUAAUUUAAACGUGUGCUGCUAUAUUUCCUGUCCCUCCAACAAGGGAUUUGUGCAACUAGACCCACGACUUUGGGUAAUAGCUAAAUAAAUAUACAAAUUCUCUUCUAUCAUAUUUAUCUUUGUUAAUUAAUUUGUUAUUAAAGUAUGUUUGGGACAAAAAUAUUGUGUUUUAUUUAUAUUAAAAUGCUACAUUUGCCCCCUUUAGGAAAGGAGACCUUGUCCCACCCCCUUUCCAUCGUCCCUGGUACCAUAUAACUACAUUCUAAUUUAAUUUCUAAAGUUGAGUUCUUUCCAUGUUUUAUUGAAUCAUUGUAGAGAAUUUUCAUUUUCCGAGAAUUUAUUAUAAAUAAAUUAACAGUCAAUAACUGAUUGAAAACAUUUGUGAAUAUUGCUUAUAUUCGUAGAGCUAGAAACUAUAUUACAUGCCUUACCAACACAUCCUCAGUCGUAGAUUACCUAUAAUGGGUAAUUGUCACAGGCUCCUAGAUUACCUAUAUUGGGUAAGCUAGGUGCAUUCUACUAUGAUUCGAACCCAGGACCAAUAUUACGUACGACGUAUUCAUUCGAUGCAGAUUGCGCGGGUUUUUGGGUUUACGCGGGUUCACUGUGAUAUUGUGGUUCACUGGUUCACUCAUUCUCGAAACUUGGUGUUCUAUUCUGUCGUAUUUCUUUUCUUUUUUGGCCUUCGAAAGUGCUUGAAGUUACUAUAAACAAAGCUGAUGGUAUGAUUUAUUAAGUUAUAUAGAAAUAGUCCGCCUUCAAAGUGCAAAUGUUUAUAUUUGUACGACUGAAAUGACCAUUUGCAUAUACGCAAACAACAAUAUAAAUAUGAAUUAAAGAUUUAAAAUUUUUAAUUUUAUUGUUUGCAGGCUGGGCGCCCGAAACGAUGUGGCAAAUGCAACAACGACAAUGGUCCAGCAGCAAAGAGAUGCCGUAUCUGCAAAGAAACCAUAGCCGCCGACAUCGAUCACAACAAAGACAGCGAAGAAGAUGCCCGGAUAUUAAAUAUGGGUAAAACAAACCCAACAAAGCAAUUCAAUUUGCUAAAGAAACGGGUAAGAAGGAAAGUACAGCUUAGGUAA